CGAGGGCGCAAGAGUCCGAGCAAGGCGAUGGCGGUGGCCAUCUUCCUCGCGACCAACGACGAGCGCAACAAGGACGUUGGCAUUAGCAAAGCCAGCGAUACCUGCGUGCGCUUGGAGCCGAGUCCUCUCUCACCUGGCGUCGCUAGUAUCAACUUUGACGCGGUUGUCGACUUGGCCGAAGCUGCGACCGCGCGCCCACACCUGUACCAAACUGUGGUCCAGCCGCUCGUGCUCUCUACGCUGGCGGGCCGGCGUGCUACGAUUGUCGGUGCGGGCUGUGCAUCGUCCGGCAAGUCAACGCUACUGCACGGUCUUAUGCAUGGCCGUGGUGUCAUCGAGCUCGCAUUGGUCGACCUCUUUGACGAUGUCCAGCGCCGCGUCCAUGACAACCCGGACACUGUGUAUUUGAUUGAAAUGAGCUGCUUACUACUCGACGAAAGCAGCAACGACGACGAUGACAACAACGAGCUGCGAGAGAGCUACCUUGGCGUGCGGUCCGUCGACGACGCCAUCAAACACUAUCAACGCUCGAUCGUGGCAACCAACGGUGAUGGGAAGCGGCACGCCUCAGUGGCUAUUCGCGUUGAGGCGCUGGAAGACUACAGCAAUGACCACAACGCAGUGCGCACCGCGCUCGUGGGCUCCAUUCGGUUUAUCGAUGUCGCUGGAUCGGCCAUGAUUGCCGUCCCCCAGAGCGUCAAGCCAGGCAACGUCGAGUACUUUGGUGUGAGCCGCACGCUCUCCAAGCACUUUAGCGCGCACUUGCUCGCGCCGUACACCAUGUGCCUCCUCUUGGGUCUGCGCACACCGCGGGUCCACCAGCAGCAGGCGAUCCAGGCACUACUCUACGCAUGUCGCAUCAAGGACCUCCCUUCCGUGAGCACAACGCCGGCGUCCGCGUCCACUUUGAUCAAGCUGGCAGCCUGGAUGGAGACGGACAUUUGGCUACCAACAGAGCGCGAUGCGAUGAAGAAGUUGCUGCCCAAAGUCGUGUGCGACACCAAGAGCGCAUGGCACCUCAAGGCCCAGACCGUCCUUCCGUUUAUAUUUAUCAAGUCGGCGUUGCCGUCCCCCAUUCUCUCGCGCGCGUCGACAAACGCAGGCGAGACGUCGAGCGAAGACGACGAGAAGCAGCCCAUUCUCGACUCGUCCCGAAGCGUGCUCGAAGCCAUCGACGCGCUCUUCGGCUCGGUGGGCCAGGACCACGGGCGGUCUGCCGCGUCCGCAACGCCCGUUUCCAAGCUGCGCAUGAUCCACUCGUGGUGGAAGGAGACGCACGACGGUCUCGUCGACGAAGAAGCCGUGACGCUCAAGUGCUCGAGCCGGCUCCAGAAGCUGCAGGCAUGUAUCCAGACGCAGCGCGCGCAAAUCGACGUCGUUCUCGCCGAGAAGCGCAGUCUCCAAGAGGAGCUCAGCCAAAGCCAAGACAAGCUCCUCGCGGUCUCGAGUGUCGUGCAGCAGCUUCAAGAUGACGUGGCCACGAUGAAGCGCAAGAUGGUGCGGCCGUGUACCGGUGAAGACGCGAUCGCGGCGCAGUUUUCGGUGCGUUUGACCAAGGUCAUUGACGACACCAAGCAAGUCGUGGCCAUGAAGGACGCGCAGAUCGCACAGCUCGAGGCCUCGUUGCGGGAGGCGUGCAGCAAGACGGACACUCCAACAGCAAACGACAGUUCAAACGAGGCAGCGGAUGCGGAUGAAAAGCGAGAGAUGGCCCAUGCGUGGGCAACCGAGCGCAGCCGGUUGGAAGCGGACGCGGUCGCCCUUCGCCAGCAGCUGCACGACGCAAGCACAAACACGGUUCCUAUCGCCAAGAUGCAGGCGAUGCGCACACGGCUGCAGACCGCGCAGUCCAAACUCGAGGCCGCUACGCAGACGCUAAGCACCAAGGAGCGCGAAUGGUCGGUCAAAGAGCGUCAGUUUGAGAAUGCGCAAAAGGACCUCCUCGCCCAGAUCGACACGCUGACGACGGCCAACGCAGCCUUGACGACGCAGUUUGCGGCGCUCAACGCGACAAGAGAUAUGGAGCGUCAGACGCAGCAGGAAUGCAUCGACACAAUCGAGAAGCUCACAAACAUGUGCCAGCGGCUCGAGCGCCAAGUGGCCGACGACGGCGACGCACGCCAAGCGCACGCACUCCAGCAACAGUACAAAGCCGCGGCGUUCCAAGCCGCCCUCGCACAAAGCCACUUGGAAGCUGAGGCGCGCGAUGACGAGCUCGCGCACCUCCGACGCAGGGAAGAGCAUCUCAUGGAGGCACUCGCGGUCUCGAACGAACAUGAAAGUCGUGCCAAGCAGCAAGUGCGCGAACUGGAGGCGCAGGUCGACGAGAUCCACCAACUGCGGCGCGAGCAUUUCCAUUUGCACGCUGUGCUCGACACGCAAGAGCACAAGCUGCGCGUGCUGGAGCGCCAGCGUUAGAGGCGCCGUGGGUGUUGUGUACAUUAGUAGUGUUAAUCUAUACCAACCACCGUAAACUUGCUACGCCGACGACGGGACGCACUCGGCCUUGUGCAUGGCCUUCCAC
This is a messenger RNA of Saprolegnia diclina VS20, 2524 nucleotides long. RefSeq lists its product as hypothetical. Lineage: Eukaryota; Oomycota; Saprolegniomycetes; Saprolegniales; Saprolegniaceae. Gene Ontology annotation, biological process: microtubule-based movement. The record is from RefSeq and is a predicted model, not a curated record. The transcript has 5 exons. The coding region runs from base 28 to 2418 and encodes 796 amino acids. Gene Ontology annotation, molecular function: ATP binding; microtubule binding; microtubule motor activity.